GCUAUCGUAGAAGACACUCCACCGCUUUCUCGCCAACACACCACAAUACUACCCAUCAUGGACCACGGCGGGAUGGACAUGGGCGACGGCCCUUCCUGCAAGAUCUCCAUGCUCUGGAAUUGGUACACCGUCAACGCCUGCUUCCUCACCUCCUCAUGGCACGUCACCUCCAACGGCAUGUUCGCCGCCUCCUGCAUCGGCGUCGCCUUCCUCGUCGUCCUCCUCGAAGCACUCCGGCGCUUAGGUCAAGACUACGACGCCCUCAUCCACGCCAACUUCCGGCGUCGUGCAGCCCAACUUCAAGCGAGGUACACCUCCUUACCGCCGUCUGGUCCACAAGACUGCUGCGGUUCAGCCGCCGCCAACGCUCCACCAUCGUAUCCGGCUCAGACAUUCUUGACGUUCCGACCGAGUCCACUACAGCAGACGAUCAGAGCGGUCAUUCACAUGCUGACAUUUGGAGUGGCGUAUAUUGUGAUGUUGUUGGCUAUGUACUUUAAUGGAUACAUCAUUCUUUCGAUCUUUCUGGGAGCAGGGUUGGGGAAGUUUCUGUGUGAUUGGAGGGUCGUGAAGAUUCCGUUGGUGGUGGUCGGCGGGCAGGAGGAUGAUGCUGCGAAGGGAGGUGUGGGGAAUGAGAAUCUGACCUUUUGCUGUAAUUGA
Zymoseptoria tritici IPO323 is the source of this 660-nucleotide messenger RNA. RefSeq lists its product as uncharacterized. Gene Ontology annotation, molecular function: copper ion transmembrane transporter activity. The transcript has 2 exons. Lineage: Eukaryota; Fungi; Ascomycota; Dothideomycetes; Mycosphaerellales; Mycosphaerellaceae. Gene Ontology annotation, cellular component: membrane. Gene Ontology annotation, biological process: copper ion transmembrane transport. The record is from RefSeq and is a predicted model, not a curated record. The coding region runs from base 58 to 660 and encodes 200 amino acids.